CCGAUAAGUGUGGCUAAUGGAGCUAGUGCAAAAAAAUUAGCUUAACUGCUUAGAAAGCGAUGAUGUAUUUUGUUGAAAAUACGUUUAGGUCCAAGCUCCAAUAGAAUGAUUAAGACGAUAGUAGAAGCCGCCUUCACUUUUUCGUUUUUUUGACAGGGCAAUGGGCAUUUUCCACCCUUAGGCCUUUUGCCGCAAUUUCUAUACCAUCUGUACUUUAGAUCGCCACCUCUUUCAUUUUAAUCUCGACUGGUGGUUUUUUUUCUGCGACUUUGAAUUCGUCUUGUAUAACGUCCCGCUUCCCUGCUCCCCUCCAAUUCCGUCAUCAUCUUCACCCCCUCCACCGAUUUUUCCCUCGACUGCUAGAAAGCUCUUCACAAUGCUGUGCCGACAACGUUUAGCACGACAAGUUGCCGUGAGAGCACCUUCGAACUUUGCGCCAAGGCUUCGCACCCAUUUUACGUCUCGUCACUACUCAAUAAAUACCUCCAGCCGAUCCACCACCGAAAGUCCGAUCGCGUGCUCAAGACCGACAAUACCCUACACGCAUGGCGCUUUGUUAAGGUCAAGCUUUUCUACCUCAGCCACCAGAAGGAAAGAUAAGAAAGACAGUGACUUCUUCGAUGGUCCAGUAGAGCCAUUAUCAGAGGAAGAGGCAAAAGCAAAUCCGGAGAAAAAAAAGAAGACAGAUGAAUCUAAAAAGGAAGUAAGCGAGGCGAGAAGUUCCAACGAAGAAUCCACGCCGUCCGGCAAGGGCCAAGGUCAAGGAGAAUCGCAUGAUGGUAAAGAUGGUAAAGACGGAAAAGAUGGUAAAGGAAGCAGUGCGGCGGGAGGUUCAUCCGGGUCGGGUAACGAUGCGCCCGGGGACGGAGGUCGAAAAGGUCGUAAGUCGGCCGACAAGGCGCUGCAGAAACCUGUAGUGCCCGACGUAUAUCCCCAGGUUAUGGCGAUCCCUAUAGCGAAGCGACCUCUAUUUCCCGGGUUUUAUAAGGCAAUUACUAUCAAGGACCCUCACGUCUCGGCCGCCAUAUUGGAGAUGAUUAAACGAGGCCAACCUUACGUUGGCGCAUUCUUAUUCAAGGAUGAGAAUGCUGACGAGGAUAUAAUUAGAGAUCCGGCUGAUGUUUACGAUACUGGUGUUUUUGCCCAAGUUACGAGCGCAUUCCCAGUACACGGAGAACAGAACAGCCUCACAGCUAUUUUAUACCCCCAUCGCCGCAUAAAACUAUCCACUCUUAUACCCCCCAGCACUAGCGAGCCUAAGAAGGCUGAUCCCGAAUCAGAACCUGUUCCUGAACCGAUACCGCAAAAAGCAGAAGAGGAACCGCAACAGGAGAAGAAGGGCGAUGUAGUCGCUAGUUUUGAAGAGAGCGCCGUGGCCCAAAAGGGUGAUGGUACAGCUGAGAAAUACGAGCCUACGUCGUUCCUGCGAAAGUACCCGGUCAGUUUAGUCAAUGUGGACAAUUUGUCCGAGGAGCCUUUCGAUCCUAAAAGUCCAGUUAUUCGAGCCGUCACAAACGAAAUAGUGAACGUGUUUAAGGAAGUCGCCUCUAUGAAUAGUUUAUUUAGGGAUCAGAUAUCAACAUUCUCCAUGAGCCAAUCGUCAGGAAACGUCAUGUCAGAGCCAGCAAAAUUGGCUGAUUUUGCAGCGGCUGUAUCUGCCGGAGAACCUGCCGAAUUACAAGAUGUUCUCGAAAGUCUGAACGUCGAGGACCGGAUGCAAAAGGCAUUAGUAGUCCUUAAGAAAGAGCUUAUGAACGCACAGCUUCAGUCGAAAAUUACGAAGGACGUGGAGCAGAAGAUCACAAAGCGACAGCGGGAAUACUGGUUAAUGGAACAAAUGAAGGGUAUCCGCCGCGAAUUGGGGAUCGAGUCUGAUGGUAAGGACAAGCUCGUUGAGAAAUUCAAGGAACGGGCCGACAAGUUAGCCAUGCCUGAGGCGGUCCGGAAGGUGUUCGAUGACGAAAUUAACAAGCUUGCCCAUCUCGAACCUGCUGCGUCCGAGUUCAACGUGACGAGGAACUACUUGGAUUGGUUAACACAGGUCCCCUGGGGACAACGAAGUGCCGAAAACUUUGGAAUACAAAAUGCGAUGAAGGUAUUAGAUGAGGAUCACUACGGACUUAAGGAUGUUAAGGAUCGUAUCUUGGAGUUUAUCGCAGUUGGUAAACUCCGGGGUACUGUCGAAGGCAAAAUUCUAUGUUUCGUGGGACCUCCUGGUGUCGGUAAGACAAGUAUAGGCAAGUCAAUUGCCAGGGCUCUAAAUCGCCAAUACUACAGAUUUAGCGUGGGCGGUCUCACAGAUGUGGCCGAGAUCAAGGGUCACCGACGGACAUACGUCGGCGCACUUCCCGGACGAGUCAUUCAAGCUUUAAAGAAGUGUCAGACUGAAAACCCUCUGAUAUUAAUUGACGAGGUGGACAAGAUUGGCCGAGGUUAUCAAGGCGAUCCUUCUUCAGCCCUUCUAGAGCUACUCGACCCAGAGCAAAAUAACUCCUUCCUAGAUCACUACAUGGACGUCCCCGUUGAUCUUUCCAAAGUUUUGUUCGUUUGCACGGCAAAUAUGACCGACACGAUACCCAGACCUCUUUUGGACCGUAUGGAAGUCAUCAGACUCUCCGGUUACGUUUCUGAUGAGAAGAGGGCGAUUGCGGAUAAGUACCUCGCCCCUGCAGCGAAGGAGCUCGCCGGAUUGAAAGAGGCAGACGUCACCCUAACGGACGAGGCGAUCGAUGAGUUAAUCAAGUCGUACUGCCGCGAGUCGGGCGUUCGAAAUUUAAAAAAGCAGAUCGAAAAAGUAUACCGCAAGUCAGCGCUCAAGAUUGUUCAAGACCUGGGUGAAGAGGUUUUACCCGAGUCUGCAGCUCUCACGGACGAUGGCAAGGCUGCUUUAGAGGAGUCAGAGAAGAAGGAGAAGGAGAAGGAGGACCAGGAUUCUACUUCUCCCGAGGCAUCCGAGAAAGAGACUACGGCGAAGCCGCGUGUGCCCCUCAAGGUGCCCGAUUCGGUACACGUUGAGAUCAGCAAGGAAAACCUCAAGGACUACGUUGGUCCUCCCAUAUUCACCUCGGACCGUCUGUACGACGUUACGCCACCUGGCGUCGCGAUGGGUCUCGCAUGGACCCAACUAGGCGGCUCUGCCAUGUACAUAGAAUCCAUUCUGCAGUCUGCACUGAGACCCAGCAGCCGUGCGGGUUUGGAGAUCACGGGUAACCUUAAGACAGUUAUGAAGGAAUCGUCCGCCAUUGCCUACUCUUUCGCCAAGGCAUUCAUGGCUAAGCAGUUCUCCGACAACCACUUCUUCGACAAGGCCAAGAUUCAUCUACACGUGCCGGAGGGCGCAGUGCAGAAGGAUGGGCCGUCAGCCGGCAUCACGAUGGCGACAUCGUUCUUAUCAUUGGCAUUGGAGGCUCCAGUUGACCCCACAAUUGCAAUGACUGGAGAGCUUACCCUGACUGGCAAAGUUCUUAGGAUAGGGGGAUUGCGGGAGAAGACGGUUGCGGCAAGGCGGGCUGGUUGUAAGAUGAUCAUCUUCCCAGAGGAUAAUAUGUCCGACUGGCUAGAGCUUCCCGAGAACAUCAAGGAGGGUAUCGAAGGCCGUCCAGCCAGCUGGUACAACGAGGUUUUUGAGCUCGUCUUCCCCAAUCUAGACCGGGAACAAGCGAAUCGAUGCAAGAUCUGCGAAUGGAAGAAGGAACACGACGCGAAAGCGGAGAGCGAAAAAGGCGAGAAAGACGAAUAGGAGACGAGGCGGAAGGCGGAGUGACUAGUACACUCCCACGGCAUUCCCACAGCCCCAUCGUCGACAUGCAUGUUUUAUAGACUUUUAACAGUAAUGCAUUUGCGGGAUUGGGCCAUCAGACGGGCGUUUAGGCGGCAAGACAAUGACUCGACGAAACGGCUUGGAGCAUGGAAAACCCAUCCAACCACUAACCACUACCAACCAUACAAACGUAAUCCUCACUCCUCACAUCUUUCUGAAGCAUUGCACUUUUGUAUCAUACGAUCUACCUACCCGUACUUCUCUUGCAGAUAGUGGAAUAGGGAAGGCAGGCGGACCAUGUGGCGGAGCGCGUAGG
Messenger RNA from Annulohypoxylon truncatum, 4076 nucleotides. RefSeq names its product ATP-dependent protease La. Lineage: Eukaryota; Fungi; Ascomycota; Sordariomycetes; Xylariales; Hypoxylaceae. Gene Ontology annotation, molecular function: ATP-dependent peptidase activity; serine-type endopeptidase activity; single-stranded DNA binding. The transcript is spliced from 2 exons. Gene Ontology annotation, biological process: mitochondrion organization; protein catabolic process; chaperone-mediated protein complex assembly. Gene Ontology annotation, cellular component: mitochondrial matrix. Bases 377 to 3739 code for a protein of 1120 amino acids. The record is from RefSeq and is a predicted model, not a curated record.